AUGUCUGAACUCGGCCAAAAUUCUGACGAAGAAGUGUGUCCUGAGGACAUCGAUGAAGAUGAAAUCCUGGCAAACCUGUCCCCAGAGGAGCUAAAGGAGCUGCAGUGUGAGAUGGAAGUCAUGGCCCCAGACCCCGAAGUCCCAACUGGGAUGAUACAGCGGGAUCAGACAGAGAAACCCCCCACGGGGAGCUUCGACCACAGGUCCCUGGUUGACUACCUGUACUGGCAGAAGGCAUCCCGACGCAUGCUCGAGGACGAGAGAGUUCCCGUCACCCUCUUGCCCUCUGAGAGAAGCGCUGCGGAGGAGACAGCAGGGAAGGGCGGCAGCGGCGGCGAGGCGGCCAGCGGGAGGGCGCCAGGAGCAGAGGGAAAAGAGAGACAUUACAAAAAUGAGCACUUGUCCAACUCGGGAAUGCAAUUUGGGGAGACAGACAGAGGUGGAAGUGAUAAAGGGAGAGAGGAGGAGGAGGAGGAAGAUGAAACAGAGGAGGAAGAGGAAGAUGAUGACGAAGAGGAGGAAGAGGAAGAUGAGACUGAAUUGGAAACAAAGGAGACUUACACCAACGAGAACCGUCACAGUGAUCAGAUAAGCAAGAAACCAGGUGCAGAAUCAGGAGAAACCAUAGAAAAGCCAAACGAAAAUGAAAAGAAAGUGUCAAAAUUAAACAUCCCCAAAAAGUUAGCACUGGAUACCAGCUUCAUGAAGCUAAGCGCCAGGCCGUCAGGAAAUCAAACCAAUUUAGAAGACAGUUUGGAGAAAGUCCGAAAAAACAACCCGGAUGUGAAAGAGCUCAACCUGAACAACAUAGAAAACAUCCCCAAAGAAAUGCUGAUAGACUUUGUCAAUGCCAUGAAAAAGAAUAAGAACAUAAAAACGUUCAGCUUGGCCAACGUGGGGGCCGACGACAACGUGGCGUUCGCGCUGGCUAACAUGCUGCGGGAGAACAGGAGCAUCACCACGUUGAACAUCGAUUCCAACUGCAUCUCUGGCAAAGGGAUCGUCGCUAUCAUGAGGUGCCUGCAGUACAACGAGACGCUGACGGAGCUCCGCUUUCACAACCAGCGGAGCAUGCUGGGCCACCAGGCAGAAAUGGAGAUCGCCAGGCUGCUGAAAGCCAACCCCACCCUCCUUAAAAUGGGGUACCACUUCGAACUGCCGGGGCCCAGGAUGGUGGUCACCAACCUGCUCAGCAGAAACCUGGACAAGCAGAGGCAAAAGAGGCAAGAGGAGCAGAGGCAGCAGCAAAUGAAAGAGCAGCGAGAGUUGAUAGCGAUGCUGGAGAAUGGACUUGGGUUGCCUCCCGGGAUGUGGGAAAUGCUGGGGGGACCGCUGCCCCAGCCGAGGAUGCACGAACCCCCGCAAGCCCCGAAACCGCCUGUCCCCGCGGCUGUGUCUCUGAGCAAAAGGCAGGAGCGCGCGAGGCAGCCGGCCCCCGAGCAGCCGCACAGAGAGGAGCCCGUCAGCUUCAGAGUGGUCAAGCUGAAGAAGAUUCAACGCAAACCCGCCGUGCCGGAGUACGUGGAACCCGCCGAGAAAACCAACCUCAGAGACGUCAUCAAAACGCUUAAACCUGUUCCCAGGAGGAGGCCGCCUCCCCUCGUCGAAAUAACCCCCAGAGAUCAGCUACUAAACGACAUUCGUCAGAGCAACGUCGCUUAUCUUAAACCGGUGCCACUGCCAAAGCAGCUGGAGUGA
Molecule: messenger RNA, 1698 nt
Organism: Egretta garzetta (little egret)
Lineage: Eukaryota; Metazoa; Chordata; Aves; Pelecaniformes; Ardeidae
Gene: LMOD3
Product: leiomodin 3
Exons: 3
Coding region: 1-1698 (565 amino acids)
Biological process (GO): muscle contraction; myofibril assembly; pointed-end actin filament capping
Cellular component (GO): myofibril; striated muscle thin filament
Molecular function (GO): tropomyosin binding; actin binding
Source: RefSeq, a predicted model, not a curated record